Messenger RNA from Drosophila persimilis, 572 nucleotides. RefSeq lists its product as uncharacterized. The record is from RefSeq and is a predicted model, not a curated record. Gene Ontology annotation, biological process: spermatogenesis; sperm DNA condensation. The coding region runs from base 32 to 358 and encodes 108 amino acids. The transcript is spliced from 2 exons. Lineage: Eukaryota; Metazoa; Arthropoda; Insecta; Diptera; Drosophilidae.
AUAAUUUUGUUUGAUCCGCCUAUUUUUGAUCAUGGAAAAAACAAUCGAAUCCAAUUACUGCACUUGCGGCGACGUGUUCAUUACUCGUUAUGCUCCAUUCAAUUUCCUGCGGGAGUUCCGGCACGCCUGCAUUGACUAUGAUUGGACUCCUCAGGAGCUGGUAAAUAAUGCCCUCGAGACCUGGCAGACCCUCACUUCUCUCGAGAAGUCACGGUUCGAGCAGGAUCAGUACUUGCCGUAUUUCAUCGCUGAGACGGUUGAACAUUUGUUGGAGGCCCAGGAGCAGAACGAGUCCAAGGAAAACGCCAAGGAGCCAAGACAGAAGCGUUGCCCAAAUAGGAAGCCCCACCAAAAAUGAUUUCAGGAAUAUAAUAUGUAUCCCAAUAACAUAACUUUUAUAUUCAAAUAUUGGCGGUAUCUCCAGCAGACUGUUAAUGGAAAACUGUUAACUUAUUAACAGAGCCUGUAACAUUGAUCAAUGUAACAUUUUCCCGCGCAAAUCCUUAACAGAAACUAAUUGAAAAAUGCAAUUAAAUUAAAGAUAUUUAUCUAAGUUAAUAUUAAUAAAAGCC